CUUAUACCCUUGUCGACAACCGCCCUGCUCCUCCUUCCUCCUCAACGACGAUUACCUUCUUAUUCCUCCGCCGAGCUCGGUAGCAGCAUAGGUGGGCAGCGGCGGAGCAAACCCAACAGCAAGAGAGCGACGGGGCGCGGGACUGGCCUCCACCAUCAACAUCGACGAGCAUCCUUCUUCUUCCUCCAUCUCGGGAGCGGCAGAGGUGCGCGGCGGCAGGCGAUGACAAAACCCAGAAUUAGCAGGUGGUCGGCGGCUUCUUUCUGCUUCUUCCUCCUACGGUUUGGUAGCUUCAGCGGCGGAAACAACAGGAGGAGACUGUCUGUUCGUUUCUUCUACACACUAGACGGGUGGUCAACCCACUUCUCUCGCUGCCGGACGGGUCGCUUCACCUCUUCUCCCCUUGUUAGACGGAGCCCGCCCCAACCUUCGUCAGACGUGAAAUAGAGGUGGCGGCAGGCGGCAGCGACAUUGGGCGGUGCAGAAUCAAAAGUGGCGGCGGGGACGAGCAUCUACAUCUUCUUCGUCCUCGAGCGGCGUCGCGGCAUCAGAGGUGGCAUGCGGGGCGGAUUAGGGCGAAACAUUGAUUAGGGAUUAGAAUAAAUUGGGGGCAAAUUUGUCUGUACAGUAAGAUUAGGGCGUUAUAUUUUAAAAAGUGAGGGACGUUAAAUAGGAAUUCAGUUAGUGAAAGAGUUCCCACUUCCUCAAUCCCACUACAAGUCUACAACUACAAGAACUAAAAAUUGAAAAAAGAGAAAAACAUAGUCUGUCCCCUCUCUUUCUGCCAAAUCCUUCUCCAUACUCUUUCCUCUCCAAUCACAUCACUCACUCCCAAUUUUCAUACAGUCAACAAUCAUCUCUCUCCAUCUCUCAAGUCUGCUGAAACAGAACAGCUCCCUUGCCUCUCACCCUUUCUUAUCUAUUCCCUACAAAAAUCAAGCGGCCACAUCCAAUUCUCGCUUCCUCUUCCGGUUUGAGAUGCUGAGGAAGAGCACGUCGGCGACGCUUUGGCGAUGAUGACGACAUUCAAUUGGGAAAAGCUGUGCCGGCAGCAAAAGGAGAAGCUCUAGCUUCAAUGUGCUUUGGCCAUUGGUAGACAAGCCACCAAGAAUACCGUCUACGAGGAAGCGCCUCUACCGGCCGUCAUUACUCAAUCAGAACUGCAGGUCAGUUGGUCGUCAGCCCUAAUUACGGCGAGGGGAGAUAAAGAGAGGUACGUCGGUCAAAAAAUCGGGUGCAAUACCCAGCUAGCUUGAUCAAUCUUUUGUCUCAACUGGAUAAACUUUUCCAACACGGUGGUUGCCGGUUCCAUUUUGCAGUGCGACAAGGAUGAAAGCAUAAAAAAUGAGCUUUUGACUACUUGAGCAGGGCCUUUAUGAAGCGGGAAUCAGAUGAGGAGCUCAGAAUCCCAUGAACAGGCAUGCUUUGGUCUUUCUCUGCUUUCGUUCUUGGUUCCUUUAUGGUUCUCGGUUCUAUUGCCUUCCAUCUCCAACGACUGCUUUGUACCUUGACAUGCCAAUGUUCUUGCAUUGUUGUUCCUUCAUGGGUUUUCUACCAAACAAACUUCCUACUCCAAACCCAUCACGAUGAGGAGGAAGAAGGUCACCAUCAUCAGCCUCCAAAUUCUCUCAAACCAAUUCUCCAUUCCUGCACUGCAGGGCUUCUACGGGAUGACAUUAUUCCUAGGGAAGAGAUCCAUGACAUGUUCAGGGAUUGUUAGAAAAUGGUUAUAAUGGUGGGGAUCAGGUUGAUGGGCUGUCAGAUGAUGGGUCACAGGUAGGGAAGAAGAGGAGGCUGAACAUGGAACAAGUGAAGACAUCUGAGAAGAACUAUGAGUUGGGGAACAAGCUUGAACCAGAGGGGGAAAUGCAGUUGGUUGGAGCUCUUGAGCUGCAGCCUAGGCAAAUUGCUAUUUGGUUCCAGAACAGGGGAGCCUGGUGGGAGACCAAGCAGGUUAUAACAUUUUUUAAAAGAUCAGUAGAGCUAUGAAGUUUGGAUUUUAAAUUUGUGAGUUUGUUUAUUUGCUGUUUUUAGUUUAUACUCAAUUUUAAUAAACCAAACUGCCUUUUGUCAGCAAUCAUUAACGCCCCCCAUAUUAUAUCACUCUCACAAAUCACCCUCACCCUCAAAACAUCAAGAAAUUACACAACACAUGAUAGGUCGUUGACAAUCUCUUCUACAUUCAUUUCUUACUAGCAUUGGGCCCGGCCCGUUGGCCGGGGUUCUUUUUGGAAUUUGAAGAACACAAGGAUGAUUAAAAAGAAUAAUUUGCAACUAAUGGUUCAACUUAAUCGAAGUUUCAGCUUAUGAGAUUCUAUUUCAAAAUUAAAAAAACUCAAAUUGCAGCUAUAUAAAAGCACUAUCAGCUGAUAAAAACAUACAUUUUACUUGUCACUGAUAAAAAAUUCACUAUAAUAAAGAAAUUGAUCAAAAAGUUGCUUAGAAAUGAUUAAAUUAUAACAAAAUCCAUUUUUGCAAAUUGGAAGCAUUAAUGAACGAAUACAAAAAAAGGGCAAUAAGCACAGAUACACUUGCUAGAGUGAAGAAAACAGCAUAGUUUAAACUGACACAAAAAGAUUGCAGGCAAAGAACUUGAGUUGUCAGUGAAUUAGUGGUAGGAAGUAAUAAAUCAAAUCCAAUCUGGAAUCAAUAGAAUCUUAUUUUGCUCAUCUCUUGUCUGUAAGUACUUCUACAAUUUUUCUAUGACAGGCAAAGAACUUGCAUAUUGUCCUCAAUACAAACUGACACAAAAGAGGAAGAUCCAUAAGAAAAACUGAGUUUCAAUAGGAAUCUGAAUAAAAAAAAUUAACUAAACAUCUCAUAGAUAAAACCAUAAUACUAAACAGAAUCUCAUAUGGUGGCCCUCAACCAAAGUUUUAAGCAAUACAACUUCUCCUCGUCAGGGUCACAAUCGAGAGCAUGUUUCCUUUUUAGCCAGGUCAAGGUUGCCCCUCCAAGGUCCUGAGGACUUGGAGUCUUGAUGAGUUGUUGCAAUCAAAUUUUAGCUAUAAUGGAGAUUUAAACUAUGUAAUUAAAUUCUAGACACCACUCUAAAAAAGCCUGUUGUCCUACUCAUACCCAUCCCACUCAUGUAGGCGCACAUCACAAAACCUAGAACUAAUGAUACUAAAUUUCAUGACAACCAUAGAUAAGCAAGAGGCAAAGAGUGAAAUACUUGAGACUGAAACAAAACGCAUUCGAUAGUCGUACCACCAAAAUAAACUUCCUUCUCCUCCUAGCUAAAGUAGCAAAUGCAAGUGAGGCAAGCUUGGAACUUGCUAAUAACUAUUAAUAAGAAGCAAAACAGGUAAAAAUAACUGCAAAUUCAUAUCAAUUACAUGCAAUAUUCAACUUUACUUACCAUCCUCAAGAUGCACCCUUUUCGCAUCGACUUCAGCAAGGGUUGGACCUUCAGGGAGGCACAAAUUGCCCUUCAUUUCCCUAUCAAAAAUAAAAUGAAACACAUAAAUGAAA
Molecule: messenger RNA, 3474 nt
Organism: Linum trigynum
Lineage: Eukaryota; Viridiplantae; Streptophyta; Magnoliopsida; Malpighiales; Linaceae
Source: the annotation of a GenBank genome assembly